Molecule: messenger RNA, 4737 nt
Organism: Xenopus tropicalis (tropical clawed frog)
Lineage: Eukaryota; Metazoa; Chordata; Amphibia; Anura; Pipidae
Gene: srrm1
Product: serine and arginine repetitive matrix 1
Exons: 19
Coding region: 1547-3970 (807 amino acids)
Biological process (GO): mRNA processing
Cellular component (GO): nucleus; spliceosomal complex
Source: RefSeq, a predicted model, not a curated record
AGCGAGGCAGCCAAGAUGGACGCGGGAUUUUUCCGCGGUACAAGCGCAGAGCAGGACAAUCGGUUCAGCAACAAACAGAAGAAACUUUUGAAACAACUGAAAUUUGCAGAAUGUCUGGAGAAGAAGGUGGAUAUGGGAAAAGUAAAUCUGGAAGUAAUUAAGCCUUGGAUUACCAAACGUGUUACAGAAAUCCUAGGUUUUGAAGAUGAUGUAGUGAUUGACUUUAUCUUCAACCAGCUGGAAGUAAAGGCUUGAACCAAAAUGGAAGUUAUUCCUUGCGUGUGAAGUAUAGCACCAUCAACUAAUUAGGGCACAGCAGAGUGAGUGUCCAAUGUCGCUCUGACCCAUCUCUUGAUGAUGCAGUGUAUGUUUUGGAGAUAAAUGAUAUAACAUUAAACUCAAGGUGGUUGAGUUGCUGUAGGCAGUCGGAAGCAAGCCAAGCGAACACCUUUCUCUCCAGGGGGACUUGGAGAUUCCAAAUAUCCUCUCCCCAAGGUCCCGAGAAGAGGCUGAAGACUGCUGGAAUCUGUAUUUUGUGCUGUUGCGCUGUGUUUUUCACAUGGAGCCAUGUUGCUUGACUAUGCUCUUAGUGUUUCAAACUGCCCACUUCUGUUGAGAACUCAACCUUUUGUGGACGACACAAGUUCUUAUAUUACCCAUGAGUUCAGUUAGUGGAUUUUACAGGAGCAUGCAUGCAAACCUUUUAUUUGGUAGCUAGGUUUGUAGGUGCUAAGUGAUUCUUCUGAUUCUUAGACAUUUUUGUUUCAUAGUCAAGUUUUAUAACACAAUUUAUCUUAAGGGGUUGUUCAUCUUAAAUACUUUUGGAAUUUUAUAGAUAGCAAAAUUCUCAAUUUGCAAUUGGUCUUUUUUGUGUUUUUUGAAUUAUUUUUAAUGUUUUGUUCUGCACUAUUAGGUUUAAGGUGUUUUCUGGUUGCUAGUUUUUACUUACCCUUGCAACUAGGGAACAAUUUUGAGAUUGAAAUAGAACAUGAAUUAAGAGGACCUUAAAAGAAAUAUGAGCAAUACAUAAUAAGUCGAGCAUUACAUAAUAAGUCUACCAAUAGGUGAAAGUUGAAGCCUCACAACCUAUUUUUUAAUUAUUUUUGAGUGCUGGGUCAGUUAUCCCAACAGUCACAGCAGAAUUUCCAGAUGCAUGCUGGAAAGAGCCAAAAUAGGACGUUUAAUAAUUCAAAAAAAUACAAAAUAAAUUAUGAAGACCAAUUAAGAUGUACAUCUAUAACAUACUAAAAGUUAAUCUAAAGUUGAGCAUCUUCUUUAAGCACAUUAGUAAAUAAUGUUAUGCCCCAGUAAUGUAGAUUUAGUUUCUCUUAAAGCAGUCCAAAGCCAAAUUUUAAUAAUUGAAGGAAUUUUGGCUUGCAACAUUUAAGCCAGACAUCAGUGAAUUAAACUAAUUUGUUGCACAAAUUCGUAAGUUAGUGUCAGGUACUCUAGUGAAAAAAAAGAAAAUGGAAAAACAUCUCCAUGCACUAAAGUUGUAUCUAAUCCAUAAAUCUUUGUUGUCUCUUUGCAGAACCCAGACUCCAAAAUGAUGCAGAUAAAUCUUACAGGCUUUUUAAAUGGCAAAAAUGCUCGAGAGUUCAUGGGUGAGCUGUGGCCACUACUGCUGAGUGCCCAAGAAAAUAUUGCUGGUAUACCUUCCGCAUUUUUGGAGCUUAAAAAGGAAGAGAUAAAACAGAGACAAAUUGAACAAGAAAAGCUGGCAACAUUAAAGAAGCAAGAUGAUGACAAGGAUAAAAGAGACAAAGAUGAUAAAGAAAGAGACAAAAAGGAUCGAUCCAGAAGUCCAAGAAGACGUAAAUCAAGGUCUUCCUCACCUCGAAGACGAUCUCCAGUCAGACGCGAAAGAAAGAGAAGUCACUCUCGUUCACCUCGUCACAAAACAAAAAGCCGUAGUCCUUCUCCUGUUAUUGAGAAGAAAGAAAUAGUAAUACCAGAACCUGAACCGUCAAUUAAAGGGAGAGAGCCUUCUGUCCAGGAGGCUACAUCAACAAGUGAUGUAUUAAAGGCUAUGAAACCAGAGCCUGCUGCAGAUAACAAAGAGUGCUCACCUGAACCAAAUACUCGCAAGGCAAAAGAGCGAGAUCGUCAUCGCCAUAGAUCGCGUUCGCGCUCAAAGUCUAAAUCUAAAUCUCGUUCUCCUUCACACUCCAGGCCCCGUAGACGCCACAGGUCACGGUCUAGGUCCUACAGUCCCAGGAGGCGACCAAGUCCUAGGCGUAGGCCUUCUCCAAGAAGGAGGAGCCCUCUGCGUCGCUUGCCUCCCCCACCUAGACAUAAGAGAAGCAGGAGUCCAGUGAGAAGGAGAAGACAUUCUUCUGCUUCUUUGUCUGGAAGCAGCUCAUCUUCAUCAUCUUCUCGGUCACCUCCACCCCCAAAGAAGCAGCCCAAGAGGAUCUCUUCCAGCCCUCCCCGUAAACCUCGACGCUCUUCCCCUUCAUCAAGUCCACCGCCACGACGAAGGUACAGACCAUCUCCAACCCCACCUCCAAAGAGAAGAUCCCCAUCUCCAACUCAGUCUUCUCGUCCUAGAAAGAUUAGAGGUUCUGUAUCUCCUGCUAGACCUCCAGUGAUAAAACAUAAAGUCAUUGAAAAGAGAAAGUCCCCUUCACCUCCCUCAAAGCCCCGCAAAAGAGAUUUAUCAGAAUCUGAUGAUGACAAAGGAGGAAGAAUGGCACCACCAGAUUCUGUGCAGCAGAGGCGGCAGUACAGACGACAGAAUCAGCAGUCCUCUUCAGAGAGUGGUUCAUCAUCCUCUUCUGAGGACGAGAGGCCUAAACGUAUUUCUGUAAAGAAUGGGGAAGUUGGAAGGAGGAGGCGGCACUCUGCAUCUCGUAGCCCUUCAGCUUCACGAAAGCGGCUUAAAGAAUCCUCACCACGGAUUCUUACUGGAAAAAGGUGGCAGUCCCCUAUGCUGAAAAGCCGGAGAAGGAGGAGCCCAUCUCCACCCCCUUCUAGAAGACGAAGAAGUCCUUCACCUGCUCCUCCCCCUAGAAGACGUCGAUCUUCUUCUCAGAGACGCAGAUCUCCGUCUCCACCCCCACGCAGACACUCUCCCACUCAAAGGCGAUACUCUCCACCCAUACAAAGAAGAUACUCUCCCUCUCCUCCGCCCAAAAGAAGAACCUCAUCACCUCCUCCACCUCCAAAACGCAGGGUCUCCGUAUCUCCCCCAUCAAAGCGCAGAAUGUCUCACUCACCCCCUCCAAAACAUAAGGGCUCUCCAGGAGGCAAAAGACGUUCCCCUUCUCUGACGUCCAAGCAUAGAAAAGGGUCUCCUCAAACCAGAUCUGGACGUGAGACUCGCUCCUCACCACAGAUUAGUCGUCUGUCGCCUUCCCCUCUUAGUAGGUUAGACAGAAGCUCAGAGUCCCCACCAGAACAGAGAAGAGUUUCAUCGGUAUCCCCUCUGAGGAGGCAGCCAUCCCCUUCUCCUAGUCCACGACCGAUCAGGAGGGUGUCUAGAACCCCAGAACCGAAGAAAAUAAAAAAGGAAUCUUCAAGUCCAGAGCUAGCUAGAAGGGGAACCAUGUCCAGGUCGGUGUCAGGAUCACCUGAGCCCGCUCAUAAAAAACAAGCUUCUCCUUCGCCGCCUAGAUCUCUGCCUCAAUCCGGCAACUGGUCUCCAGGUCCUGAGCCUGCCAAAAGGGCUAAGAGCACUACUCCUAGUCAGUCACCUGUUCGGACAUCUGACCAGGAAGGCGGAGGAAAAAAGAAAAAGAAGAAAAAGGACAAGAAGCAUAAGAAGGAGAAGAAGCACAAGAAACACAAAAAACAUAAGAAAGAGAAGACCUCAGCUGCUUCUCCUGAGCCAGUAGAUAAAGAUGAAGACACUGAAGCAAAGAAGGAGACUGAAAGCGAUGGCGAAGGAAAUCUAGACGAUUUGGAGAAGCAUUUACGAGAGAAGGCUCUGCGUUCGAUGAGAAAAGCGCAGGUUUCUCCACAUUCCUAGUUGUCACUUCAGUUUGCUGCCAUGUAAAUUUUUUUUCUUACUCUGUUUCAGACAACUGUUAAUGCAUUCUAUGUUUAGUAUAUGUCACUUGAGAUUAGGCUGACAUUUUACCAUUUAAAGCAUCAAAAUAGAACUAUUAAAUUGUUUCAUGAAUAGUGGCAAGGAAGAUUUUAAACUGGAGAGUAGGGCAGCCAUACAUUUUAAGGGCAAAUGAAACUGCCUGUGCCUGCACUUUCAGGGUUAUUUUAUUUCUUCCUAUACCAUCAGUAAAUAUGCCACGGAUUACCCAAGUUAAAUAACUGUACAGGCUUUCUCACUGCAAUGUUAAUAAUAUAUGAGGAAUGCCAUCUGCUUUACUAAAAGAUGGAGGCUGUUUAAUAUACAGUGUUUUUGUAGAAGGUUUGCAACAUAACUAAAAUGUUAAACAUUUUACAAUAAGGUCAUGGUGUUCUAUAUUGAUUUAUAUUGUCAACAAAAAAAUACCUCUGGUCCUCUUGUAUACAGCACCAUGUUUUUCUUCCUGUUACAGCUGGUAUUUCUCUUAAGGCGCUAACUUGGAACACUGGAAUUUAAUUAUUUUAUUAAAGACAGCCCCCUGACACACUCCUUUGGGGCACUCAUUUCUCUCCCUUAUCCUAAAGUUAAUCAUAAAACUCAUUAAGGAAAGACCCAGAUUUUGAAUAUUGUAAUGUUUUCAUUUUUUUCCAAAGCUUAAACAAAAGUUGUCUAAGGCUUUGUGGAUUAAAAGGUGAAUUUCUACAUAAAGA